Teleopsis dalmanni is the source of this 1024-nucleotide messenger RNA. Its product is annotated as E3 ubiquitin-protein ligase NRDP1-like. The coding region runs from base 126 to 938 and encodes 270 amino acids. Gene Ontology annotation, biological process: ubiquitin-dependent protein catabolic process; protein polyubiquitination. Lineage: Eukaryota; Metazoa; Arthropoda; Insecta; Diptera; Diopsidae. The transcript has 2 exons. The record is from RefSeq and is a predicted model, not a curated record. Gene Ontology annotation, molecular function: ubiquitin protein ligase activity.
AGUACAAAAAGUUAUUGCAUUCGCAUUAUGUAUUGUGUAUAUUUUUGAAAAUCAAAAAAUUUAGCAAUAAGCAAAAAUAAAUUCUACCUCCUUGAUAUUGUUUUCAUCAAAAUUAUAUACAUAGAAUGGGAUUUGAUUGUGAUCUAGUCGUGGGUACCUAUAACUCAUCUAUUAUUUGCCAUAUAUGUUUGGAUGUUAUAGAGGAUCCCUUAGAAUGCAGACCAUGUUUGCACACUUUCUGUGCUGCUUGUGCUGAUGCCUGGUUUUCCAACAAUAACGUUUGUCCUGUAGAUCGAUCCAUUGUGACCACCAGAAAACCUUCUGUUGGCAUUAUUUCUAAGUUACUUUUGCGUACCCAAACUAAAUGUGAAUUUCACAAUUAUGGUUGCAAAGAGGAAAUGUUCUUAAUUGAAUUCAAAGAUCACAUCGAGAACUGUUCAUUUCAGCCUGAAAAGGAGUAUAUAUGUUCCAAGGGUUGCGGCUGCGAAGUGAAAAGAAAAGACGAACAAACACAUGAUUGUGUUAUGCAUUUGUCAAAAUUAAUAAUAAAACAUCAGAAUAAGCUGCGUACAGAAAGUGACGGUAUUGAGUAUUGUGAACAAGGCCUAGAAUACUUAAGCACUAAAUGGCAUUCCAUGUGUGAUUUAAUAUAUAUAAAUUGCCACAUAGACCUAAGACCAAAAGAGACUUGUAGUAAAUAUUCAAGAGUAACAAGAACAAAAUUAAUUAAUUGGGGUGCAUCUCUUCCAUUAGCCACUGUAGAAAGUUGGAAAAAAAUUUGCACCAGACCUGAAGGUAUACUUAUAGAGAAGUUGAAGGAUGCCUUAAUUGCUUGUCAGUGUCCCUUGCAGUUUAUGGAAAGAUUUUUAAGGAAUGCCACUGAAUGCUAUUGGCCUUUUGGUAUAGUUGGAAAAUACCAAAGGUGCACGCGGUUGUGAUGUUAUUUGAUCAAAACCAACAUGUGUCUUAUGAUUUUAAAGUUUAUCCUGGUUUGAUAUUUAUAUGCUUAAAUGAAGAAAACGAA